This is a messenger RNA of Dinoponera quadriceps, 2453 nucleotides long. RefSeq names its product CWF19-like protein 2. The record is from RefSeq and is a predicted model, not a curated record. The coding region runs from base 178 to 2364 and encodes 728 amino acids. The transcript has 10 exons. Gene Ontology annotation, biological process: mRNA splicing, via spliceosome. Gene Ontology annotation, cellular component: post-mRNA release spliceosomal complex. NCBI's taxonomy places the organism in Eukaryota, Metazoa, Arthropoda, Insecta, Hymenoptera, Formicidae.
UCUGCAAGGGGAAAAGUACAUAGGUUGUACAAAUGUAAACAGAUGUAACCUUACAUAUUGAUAUUCAAAGUUGAAAAAUUUAACAAGAGUUAUAAGUAUCAGUUUGUUGUUUGAAAGCCAAAGUUGAUUAUUAAGACAUUGUAAUAUAGAAUUUCUAUUCUAAUUUGCGACUUUGCGAUGCAUAACAACGAGUACGUAAAGACAAGCCACAGUGAUGACUUUGUUUCGCACCUAAGUAAAAAAUCUAAAAAGUCCAAGGUAAAGAAAACCAGUAGAAUGGAAAAGAAAAAGUAUAAGAAAAAGCAGAAGUACUCUACAUCGUCUUCAAGCAGUGAAAGCUCUGGCAGUGACACAUUGGAAUGGGUGGAGAAAACCAAUGAAAACCAAAUUUCUUCCUACACUACUGAAAAUUCUGUUGAUAGCAAAGCACAAGAAAAGCAGCCGGAAAGAGAUGAAUGGAUGAACGUAGAAAGUUUUCUUCCGUGUACAUCCAAGUCAGAAAUGAAGAAACAAAAACCUGAUAUAAAAGAAAAGAGCAAAACACAGAACCUUCUGGAUAAACCAGGUCAAAGUGACAAAGAAUUAAAUCCAUACUGGAAGGAUGGAGGUAAUGGAUUACCUCAAAAUAGUUCAGGAAGAUUUGAUAAUCAGUUGAUUCCUGAUGUAAACUGGCUAAAAAAGAGUCUUCGUCGCGCUGAGGAACAAGCUUUUAGAGAUGGUAGAAGUCUAGAGGAUGAAGCUGCAGAACGCUGGGGUUCUCUGGAAACUAUACAAUCGAUGAUAGCAAAAGCGGAAAGAAUGUCAAAUUUUGAACAGGACAAAUUCCACCAUAAAAGAUCGUACAAUGACAGAAAUAAGAAAAGUUCGUGGAGAACUUCCAGUUCAAGAAACUACUCGAGGUCUAGAUCUAGGUCCAGAUCUAGAAGCAGAGAGCGAACUGGGAAGUAUAGCACACACUAUUCGUCACAGAGCGCAAAGAAAAAGCGAGUGUAUCAAAGACCAAAUGAAAAUGACGAUUGUUAUCAGCAAGUUGCAUGCGCGUCUAGCAGCAGCCGUGUAAAAAAUUGGAAAAGAAAUAAAGAUGAUGAUAGAAAAUGUGAAUCUGAAUCAUUCUCCUCUAGUUCAAAGGAAACCAAUGCCGAUAGAGUUAGUGAUGCGAGCGAGGCGGUUAAAAGCGAAAAUGCGGGUGUUUUGUCAGAAGCAGAGAUGAACAAGCUGGGAGCAAGAAUUAUUAAAGCUGAAAUAAUGGGUGAUGAGCAAUUGGCAGCUCAACUUAAAGAUCAGUUAGAACAAGCCAGGAAACUCUCUGCAACAAACAAGGCCGUUGCGCAAAAAGAAACUGUGAUUCUUACAAGAACAGAUGCAAAAGGUAUCACAAGACCAUGUCCACCUAGAAGUGGGACUACGGAAAGUCAUGGAAAGAAGAGAAUUGUGGAAACACAUGUUUCCGGCGUAAGAAUACACCAUUUCGCGGACGAUGACAAAUAUUCCUUACAUGAAAUGUUUCAACGAGAGAAAGGAAGAUCGGCAAAUGAGGACGAAGCGAUGUUCACUAAAUUCGCUUCCAGGGGUACAGAUCACAUGGACGAUAUAUUCGAGCGAGAAAUCACACGAUCGGAUUUGGAAGCGAAGGAUGAUAAGCGCGACCGUAUGCGUGCGAUUAAGGAGCACAAGGAUCUAUCCAAACGUCUGGAUAACUGUUGGUUGUGCCCCGACUCAAAGAAUAUGUUAAAACACAUGGUUGUUACGAUGGAUUCCAUGAUUUGCUUGAGCCUACCUGCUCGUGCUUCCUUGACUACUGGUCAUUGUAUAUUGACGCCUGUACAACAUAUAGCGUGUCAAUUGCAAUUGGACGAAGACGUGUGGGACAGACUCAAGGAAUUGAAGAGAAAAUUAACGACAAUAUUCACGAGCGAAGAUUUGUAUCCGGUAUUUUUUGAAGUAUAUAAAAAGCGACGCAGAUUUUCGCACAUGCAAUUGGAAUGUGUCCCGUUACCUACAGACAUUGGUGAAUCAGCACCGAUGUAUUUUAAGAAAGCAUUGUUGGAAUGUGAAACCGAAUGGUCUAUGAACAAGAAAGUUAUUGAUUUAAAGAGUAAAGAUGUACGGCAUGCAGUCCCAAAUGGUCUGUCGUACUUCGUGGUAGAGUUUGCUUCGCAUCCUGGUUACGCUCAUGUGAUCGAGGACGAGGAAAUGUUUCCUAAGAAUUUCGCCGAGGAGAUAAUAGGUGGAAUGUUGGAUUUAGAUUGCAAUUUAUGGCGGAGACCAAAAAAACAAAGUUUCGAUGAGCAAAGAGUAAAAGUGUUGGAAUUUACAAAAAUGUGGAAAAAAUAUAAUUUUUCGCAAGGAGAUAACGCUACUUGAACUUGUAUAAACUUGUAUAGGAUCUAAUCUGGAGAUGCUCUAUAUAUAUCUUUAAUAUUUAAAUAAAAGAGACACACACACACACUUAA